GAGCAUAUUCAAAUCUGUUAGAGAGGAUUGAUCAGGUCAUAGUAUUUUGCACUUGAGCAUGUCUUUGUGAAAUAUAUAUAAAUUAGACGUAAGCAGAGUGAGAGAGCGUGCAGACACGACAAACACAAAAGGCCUCCCCACGUUCCGGUCGGUUGGUGACAACGACUGUUUCGUUUCUGAUUCAAAUCUCUUUUAAGUUUUCACCAGACUACUCCUUCUCUUCACUCGACUUGUUUUUUUUUUUCCGAUCAACAUCUUAUUUUCUCUCUUUUUCGUUUUAGCCGAUAUGAGAAAACUCUGUCCCAACUACAACCUCGAAGACGGGUUAGAGACCGUUCUCGAGGUUCCUAUGCCCGAGGAGUUGUUCUCUGCGUCCAAGACCAAACCGGGAUGGAACCAAAUGAAGUCUUUCUGGUCAAAACCCACGGCCACCGCAACCGCCACAAACAUGACGCGACUCUUUGGUGGUCGUAACGCCGAGAUCCAGCUCCUCCUUGGAGUCGUUGGAGCUCCUUUGAUCCCUCUCCCUGUUCAGCCUGACCACCACAACGAUUAUGAAAACCCUAUCCAUAAAGACAUCAAAGACCAACCUCUCGAGAUGUCGAUGGCUCAAUACAUAGUAAAACAGUACAUAGCAGCGGUAGGAGGAGAACGGGCGUUAAACGCAAUAGAGAGUAUGUACGCGAUGGGGAAAGUGAGGAUGACGGCAUCAGAGUUCUGCACAGGAGAAGGAAGCUUGAACAGCAAAAUGGUGAAGGCAAGGAGUAUCAGGAGUGGUGGAGGAGAAGUAGGAGGCUUUGUGUUGUGGCAAAAGGGUAUAGAGCUAUGGUGUCUUGAGCUAGUCGUCUCCGGCUGCAAAAUCAGUGCCGGUAGUGACGCCAAAGUUGCUUGGAGACAAACUCCAUGGCACCCUUCUCAUGCCUCUCGCGGUCCUCCUAGACCAUUGCGCCGUUUCCUCCAGGGUCUUGACCCAAAGUCAACGGCAAACCUAUUCGCAAGAUCUUCAUGCAUGGGAGAGAAGAAGAUAAACGACGAAGACUGUUUCAUACUCAAGCUCGAAGCCGAGCCAUCAACUCUCAAGGCGAGAAGCAGCAGCAACGUAGAGAUCAUACGCCACACCGUGUGGGGAUGUUUCAGCCAGAGAACAGGUCUUCUAAUCCAGCUCGAAGACUCUCACCUCCUGAGAAUCAAAGCUCAAGAAGACAACAGCAUCUUCUGGGAGACGACGAUGGAGUCUCUGAUCCAAGACUACAGGAUCAUCGACGGCGUCCAGGUGGCACACGCUGGUAAAAGCUCGGUUUCUCUGUUUAGGUUUGGCGAGAACUCGGAUAACCACUCGAGGACGAGGAUGGAAGAGACUUGGGAGAUUGAAGAAAUGGAUUUUAACAUCAAGGGUUUGUGCAUGGAUUGUUUCUUGCCUCCUUCUGAUCUCAAGAAGGAUGAUGAUGAGGAGGAAGAAGAGGAAGAGGAAGUGGAAGUGGAGUGUGGGUUAGCUGCGAAUAACGAGAAGCUUCCUAUGAAGAUUAGAAGCGCUUCUUUGAAGAUUAGUUCGUCUAAGGUUCUAGCCAUUGUGGAAGAAGAGGAUGAAUCAGAUGUCACUGAAGAGAUGGAGGAGACGUAAAUGCAUGGCUUGAUGAGUUUCGGUUUUUUUUUUGUACAUAAUGAUUUUAAAUCUAUUGCAACACCGAAACAUAUGCAUCUGAAACAGAGGUGCAUUUUUUUCUUUAUAUAUAUAUUUUGGUUUUUUUA
This is a messenger RNA of Brassica oleracea var. oleracea, 1749 nucleotides long. RefSeq lists its product as uncharacterized. The transcript has 3 exons. The record is from RefSeq and is a predicted model, not a curated record. Lineage: Eukaryota; Viridiplantae; Streptophyta; Magnoliopsida; Brassicales; Brassicaceae. The coding region runs from base 287 to 1621 and encodes 444 amino acids.